UCAGGCUCUCACUCAUUUUGUGUGGCUGCCAUGUUUUUUUGUUGUGAAUAAAGUGAAUCGCGAGGGAAAAACAGGUCCCUUACGAAAUUUUUUUAUUCUUAUUAAUUUAUUUUCAUUUUCGUUCAUCAGCUGAACAACAAUUAAAUAAAAACAAAAUAAAAACAAUCGUGAUUGUGGUGCAUUAAAAUUAAAGUAGCCAUCGUUUUAGUUCCAGUGCAUUGUGACUCACAUAAACUGUACAUUGAAUUACGUCAGUAAUAUCAGUGGAAAUUGACAGAAAAAAAAAUCAAUCUCAGCGCAGAAAAAACGACGAUACAAUCAAUCCCAAAACAACAAAAAAAAAGUCAAUCAAAUGUUUGAUUAAAAUGAUUUAAAACUAAAGACUUUCGGUCGGAAAUCCAUUUUUGUUUUCUGUUUUUAAUUUUACAUUGAUAGAAAUUGAUUUAUUUUCAUCUUUCGUUAUAUUCGGUCUCGUGAGUGUUAACACAACGUUUAUGACUUUAUCGUUUCGAUUUUCGCACUUAAUUCACAACAAUUUCAUUUCAAGUACUUGCUCCGACUUGCUCAUUUCAACCAUUUCUUUUUUUGCAAAACAAAACAAAACACAAAAAAAAGAUGAAACAAGAGAUUGUUUUACUUUGUCGCACGUAAAAACUCACGGAUGAAUAACAACUAAUUAGUAAAAAAAAAUCGACAGAAAGAAAAACAACCCACGUAAGCAAUGAAAACUAUUUGACACAACAAUGAUAUUCCGGAAUGCUUAAACAAAUGAACCAUAUUCAGAGAUAUUGAUCUACCGAGAAGAUAAUAAUGGAUUUCCAACAAGUUAUAAUAGAAUCUACGUAAAAACAAAACAAAUCAUACAAAACAAAAUCGAUUUGGAAUCAUUUCCGAAUAUUCUGCACAUUCGUUUCUUGGACAUUGUGUCAGACUGAAAACCGGGCCACACUUUCACAACCUCCCAAUGUAUUAUAGCUAAAGCUCAUUCCUGGAUGGAUAUUUAGUUUGAAUUUCCUCCGGUUCGUCAACAACAAAAAACACACAAGAGAAGAAAAAAACGGUGGUUAAAUACGCACAUCGCUCGAGAUUUUCUUCUUUUCUUAAAAAAAAUAAUAACGUAAAACGAAAAAUAAAACGGAUUCUUAAUUUUCAAAGAAAUAAACAAUCGAAAUCGUCAAAUCUUAUCAUGAUGGAAAGAAGGAAUGCUGUUGUACUAUCUGUCAUUAAUCAUCGCAAUCAUGCUUACUAAAUGUCGACUCCAAAAUGCAUAAACGCAAACAAUUAUAAAAAAAAUAACACAGUCUGCACUGCUGUUGCUUAAGUCUAUUCGCCGUUGUCAUUGCUAUCGAUUAAUCCCGAUACCACAAUACAUUUUAAGAUUGUUGCCCAAAGAAUUGACAGAAAAAGACAUACGUUUUUUUCUUUCAACUCAUCAUUUCUGGAUACUUGCUUCAGAACUAUUGAAAUUAUACUGAGCCAUGAAGUAUCCACAACUUGUGUCCACGCGCGCUGUUAGCGCCAUAUCAGAUUGGCUAGUAACAGAAUUGGAACAAUUGGGAGUUGAUGCAUCAUCUGUUUACUCAAGGCUGCUACUCUCACUAUUACAUACACCAUUGCAAAUUAAUGCAUUAGAUCUUGCCGAAAUAUCGGAUAACAAGAUCGGGAGCUUUACGCGCAAUAAGCUGUUCAUUUCCAAAAGUGGUAAUAGUUAUCGUCGUUUUUCGGCCGCUGAUACUGAAGCAUUGAAGCGUUUAGCUGCCAUUGAUAGUUUGCUCGAAGCCGUUCCGUCAGAUCAACAACUCUCGAAAAUUGAAACAUUGGUCGAUGAACUAUCAUUAAAAUUACGUGAAAUCGAAGAACAAAGUAGUCUUGAUGAAUCCGACUUUGAAAUUGGACCGAACAACGAUAAUGCUUUGUCUAACUCAAACGUAGUUACUGCUGAUAAGAAAACGGAGUCAAGUGAAGAUCCAGCAAAUCGUUAUUUCAACGCGUUUCCAGCAUUAUCUGAUCAAUCGAAAAACGCCUACUGUCAUAAAACAACGUCGUGGCCACAGGUCGAUAGCAACAAACAUCCACACAGUGACCAGUCAAUAAAUCAAAGCAAUCCAACAGCAGGUGCGAUUUCAAUAAUAAAGAAAAAAACAAAACGAAGACGAGUAGCAAAUUCAACAAUGAUGGCACCCACACUACCCAAUCAGCCCAAACCAAACGGUAUCAAUUCGGUUCGAAAUGCACGUACGGUUAGUUCGAAAACCGGUCAUAAGAAAAAACCAUCGGAUACAAUGUGGGAUACGGACUUUGAUGGUGCUUGGGAAAUGGGACGUGAUUUGAUACGUGAAUUUGUUUUGAAGCAAAAUAAUCGUAAUCGCAGCAUAUCGGAAAGUGAUGCAGCACGAUUUUCUUCGCUUGAAAAUGAAACGGUCAUUGAAAAUGGUACGGCGGUAAAUGAAAAUUCGGUGGUCACAUUAUCGAAUGCAGCAAAAUAUUGCGACGGCGACAAACGAUGCGAACAAAUUGACAACGAUGAAGAAAAUUUGAUGAGAGUUGCUGCUGCCGCAACAUCAUCAUUGUUUGGCAAAAAUUUUGAGCUCAAUGUGUACGCCUUAAAUAUUCCCGACACGGAAACAACAUCAUCCAGUUCACGAUUCACCUCCGACUCCAGUUCACUCAUCCAAAAUACCAAUGAUCGAAUGUUAAUUCGUAGCGAAGGCUAUGCAACACCAGAUACAUUGGGAUCAUGGAGCGAAAUCGAAACGGCCGGCUUACCACGUGAACCAGACCAUGAAACGACCGUGAAUUGUAAUCAUGGCGUUGAGACUACGGGCGUUGAUUGUGUUGAUUCGAGUUGCAUGGAAACGAAUUAUUUGGCCGCAUUUGAAGCAAAAUUCAAUCAUAACAUGGAAGCUUUAUGGAAUGAUUGCAAACAAAAUGAGCUGAAUAUUCCGCCAAAAACUGAACCACAAUUGAACCAUUCGUUUUGGUUAAAUUACAAUCAUAGCAAUGCCACCGCCAUCGCUGCUGCUGCCGCCACCGCUGCUAUCGCUCCCACUGAUACGCGUGCAACAAAACUUUCAACCGAUCAAUUUAAAUCGUUUUUCCAGGCGAAUCAGCCGAAUGCUUGCCCAAAAAUUAGUUUUAGUGGUGCAGAUAAAAAUCAAUUCAUAUCAGCACAACCAAAUAGUCUUAAUUCGAAUUCAUCGUCCACAACCGGUGGCAUGAAUUUGACCACAUCGAUUUGGAGUUUGGAUAAUCCAAACAAUAGCGACGAUAUCUGGGUUGACAAUCCAAAUAAUAAUGAUAUAAGCUUCUAUGCAAACGCGCGACUAUGGGAAUGGAAUCAAUAUCAAUCGAAAUCUUUGAAUCGACAAAUGAAUCUAUAUGCAACCGAACCAACUGAGAAUGUAUAUGGCAAAACAAACAAGAUAACUGGUGCACCUUCGAAUUUUGAUGGUGGAAAUUAUGAGAAUGCAAGCUUCUCCAAAUGGUCGGACAACGACACUCCUUAUUUACCAAUUCAACAGGAUGCUUGCACGAGUCCACAAAAGGCUAAAAACAAUGAUAAAAUAAGAAGCAAUUUGUUUGAAAACUCUUAUUUUAACAAUUAUCAACUAACACAGUUGAUGAACAGCUCGAUGAAUGGACGAAACAUGGCUCAAGCUGAAACUAAUAUUGUUGAACAUUCAGUAAAUCAAACACCAAAUGUUGUAAAACGUAGGGUGACACUUUUGAACCAUUCGACUCGAAGCUGUUUUAAGGAAGUUGAACCAUUAUCUUUUGAGGCCAAACAAGAGUUACAAUCCAAAACGAAUGCACGAAAAUACCAAUCGAAUUCUACCGAGACGAUCGAACAAGAGGAUCUAUUGACGUCGGAACGUUCACGUUUUCGUCCGAUUAAACAAACAUAUGCGGAUGGUUAUACAUUCGACAUUUCGAAUAAAUUGGAUCAAAUAAAUUACGAGCGUUCAAAAAGUGGAAUGUUGUAUCAUGAUUCGGAAGUAUAUCGGGAAUAUUAUGUGUACGAUGAAGAGGGAAAUGGUGGUAGUCGCUGUGAUACAUCUCAAUCCAAUGCUGAUGUCGAAUUUACACUAAAAUAUUGUGUUCGACAAAACGAUAAAAGUUGUCAAACGGAUGACUUGUCUGCGCCCGGAAAACAUCAACGUAUUAUAUCGCCCAAUGUUCCGAUGCCAUUGAAUGUCGGCCCAAAUCGUAUAAAAUCGUUCAGUUCAUUGAGUAAUGCCAAUAUAUCGUCAUUGCAAAAGCAUCGCUCAUAUUUCGAUUCAAAUGAUUCAAAGGAAAUGCACUACGAAGAUAGUAACUAUAUGAAUGAUGGUUCGUUCGAUAAAUUGAUCGAAAUGUCACAAGAUAGCUGGUGCUUAAAUGAAACUCGUCAAUGCUGUAACAAUGUUAAUAAUGCACAUGCAUUAUGGGAACAUUGUACAUCGUGUUCAAAUGAUAUGGUGUCUAUGCCAGCGAAUCGUCUAUUAAAAGAUGAAUUGAGUGCGGACGGAGAUGAAAUCAUGUCCGACUUAAAAUGCUUAAUUCAAAGUAUCUCCUUUCACAGUGAUUGGGAAGAGGACGACGAUGAAGAGCCAACUCUCUUGGCUGAAUGUGAUGAUGGUGACGUUGUGUUGGAAGAGACACCGAUCAAAACCAAGAUGACUGAUUCGAAUCGACAUUUGUUGGCUGACAUGACCAAAUUAACCGAAUACACGGAUGAAACAAACGAUGAACUGAUCAACACUAGCAACCAUAUUUAUUCGAAUGUCACCAAAUUGAUAUCGGACCUAUUACAACCGGAAAAAGCACAAACUCUGGUUAAAGCGAUUAGCGAAAAAUGUCAACAAGGUCGAUUGCAUACGGACGAUAAAUAUUUGAAUACCCAAGAUUCGUGCACGAAAAAGCGAAUCAUUCACGAAACCAAAGAUAUAAAAGCUACCAAAAAUGAUUUAUCGUGCAAUAGCUCACCACUUUUAAGUGAUAGCAGCAACCAGCAUUUCGGUAGUUUAUGGGCCUACAAUGAUAAUAGCAUAUGGCGCAGAGAACUUCCGAACGAUACAAUGGGCAAACAUACGGGAGAUGAUGAAACUGGAACAAUGAAUCGACUCGGCGACGAUUGGGAACACGCAAAUUUGGAAAAAAUCUGGAAAAAUAUACCAUCAACGAAUACGACAACCGUACAAGAUGACCACAAUAUUGAUAAACCACAGCAAUCUGAUAUGGAUAAAACGAUUCACUCAACGAUCACAUGGAAUGAAAAUAAAUUUGAAAAACAACCAACUUUGGAUCUCAACAAACACACAACCGAAUCGCAACCGAAUAAAUUGGAUAAAUUUAUGGAUUUAAUUCGACAACAAACGAAUGCUCGAGCUCACGAAAAUCACACACAAAAACUCAAUAAAAAUCAUAUUAAUCGGUACGAUCGGAAACGACGACACUCGGCCACAUCUCAAAAUUAUUUUGAUCAACUCAAUUAUGCGCUGAAUAAUUGCGAUGCUAUCGAAUGUAUUAAAAAAUUGGCAACGAAUGAUUAUGAUGGCGAAAGUAUUGUUAGUUGUAAACCAAAUGACGAAUCAACCGCUACUACAAUAAUAACGUGCAAAUAUUGGACGGCAUGCGACUCGUUUUGUGUAACGUCAACUCUGUCAUUCAACAAUAACAACAACAACAACAAUAACAGCAGCAACAUCAACAACAACAUCGCCGAUGAUACGGAAAACAUUUUCAAUUGCUACCACAAACAUAUGCAGCAGCAAUCAAAGUAUCACCCAGAACAAAUAACGGACUCAUUCAAUGCCAACGAACCACCAACAAAUCAUCCAACCACAUGCGGUACAUUUUUGGUAAAACAAGUUGCGGCCAUGGUUUCUCGUCCUUUGACUCGCUAAAAUUCAAAAUGUUGGUAAUUUAUAUU
This is a messenger RNA of Contarinia nasturtii (swede midge), 5911 nucleotides long. Its product is annotated as homeobox protein 2-like. Lineage: Eukaryota; Metazoa; Arthropoda; Insecta; Diptera; Cecidomyiidae. The record is from RefSeq and is a predicted model, not a curated record. The transcript has 7 exons. The coding region runs from base 1479 to 5885 and encodes 1468 amino acids.